Neoarthrinium moseri is the source of this 2397-nucleotide messenger RNA. RefSeq lists its product as uncharacterized. NCBI's taxonomy places the organism in Eukaryota, Fungi, Ascomycota, Sordariomycetes, Amphisphaeriales, Apiosporaceae. The record is from RefSeq and is a predicted model, not a curated record. The transcript is spliced from 2 exons. Bases 1 to 2397 code for a protein of 798 amino acids.
AUGCCCUUCUUCCAAGAGGAUCUGGAGCCGACGGACCCCCCUGGCGAACCCCCAGGAACGGCCUCACCGCCAGAGCCAUUUCUGCAGCACCGUGCCUCUCACUACAACGCACAAUCUCUGGCCAGGAGCUUCUCCGAGGACAGUGUCAGCACUGAACUAUGCGACGGCCCCAUCCCAGAGGACCUUCGCGCCAGGACCCCGGAUGAAGACGAGUCUGCCCCGUGCUCCGACAGAUCUGAGCUGAUCGAGAGGUUGAAGAGAGGCGAGAGCCCGACCUGGAUCCCCAAUCGACAUUUUGACUCGAUACGGAACCAGCGGCCGGCCACGCCCUCGAGGAGCCCCAAACCCCCCGGUGGCUCCCCUUCGCUGCUUCCGCCGCCAACCAUCACCCCUGAGAAGCGAGAAGCAGAGUCUGAAGACGAGCGGCGGCUACGGGAAGGCCUCAACAUCGAGCGGCCUCGGUCCGCGCUCCACUCGGGGGAUUUUACCCAAGAUGAGUCCCGCAAAGGUGCGAGCAGGAUAGACACGGGUGUAUACGACCCGCCGCAGAGCCCGGCUGAACCAACCAGCCGCUCGUGGUUGGCCACAUCGCCCCCGCGCGACUUUACACCUUUCCAAUUCGAUAGGAGGCAGUCUAGUCUAGGCAGAACCGAAGAGUCGAGAUUGGGAAUCUCGUCAUUAUCAUCGUCCCUUUCGUCGAGUUUCGUGUAUCAGGCGCCAACCAGCCCCUUAGUUCAGUCCGAAAGCAAUGACGACCUCGACCUGCCCUCCCCAAUGGAAGGGAUCGAUAUCAGCUCGAGUAUGCCCAGGGGCUCGCGCCGCCACACGCUGAUGUCAAGCCAUUCCGUCUCGUAUGCCUUCCCCUCUCCCAGCCCGGCCUCGAGGCACCCUCUCCGACAUGAAAGGACAUACCCCUAUCAAGCUCAUCAGCCUCGCCGCUCCCUCACGUCCACACCAAGCUUCCCGCUGGCCGGAACUUCGCCGCAGACUCCAGCCUACCUACGGUCCAGGCGACCGUCAUAUAGUUCCGAUACGUCUCCGCUGCAUCAUGCAUCCAUGGUGGGAUCCUACGAAGAAAGCAUUCUACGAGGAAGGAUGUCAACGAACCCCUCGAAGCCGCUAGACUUUGUUGCUCAGAUUGGUGUGUUAGGCAUGGGCAAGUGCAAGUCGAGUCUGCGAUGUCCACCUCACGUGACCCUGCCUUUCCCUGCUGUGUUCUACAGCUAUGCCAGCUCCGCACAUGGACGGUCCAAGAACGAGGACGGGCCGAGUCCCUACGUUGGGCAGAUCGACUUGGAAAACGGUCUACCGAACCAAGAGGAGGAAGCUCGAUCGAAACGGAAAACACACAACCGAAACUCGGAGCGCAAGCCUGUGGAUCAGAUGGGGGAUGUCAAUGACAUCAAUGCGGAGCGUACGAGUAGAGACGCAAGAAAAUCGCAGAAGCAGAAGAGGAGAUCAGGCUCACCAAGGGCCCCCCCGGGCGGAAGUUAUCGGAUCCCAGAGAAGGGGCAGAUACAGAUUAUCAUCAAGAACCCAAACAAAACCGCCGUGAAGCUGUUCUUGGUUCCUUACGACCUCACCGGUAUGGACGCGGGCACAAAAACCUUCGUCAGGCAACGCAGUUAUUCUGCUGGGCCUAUCAUCGACAACCUGCCCGUAACGAAGGACACUGGCGGUGCCGAUCGACCCAUUCUUCGCUACCUUGUCCAUCUCCACAUAUGCUGUCCUUCUCGUGGUAGAUACUACUUGUACAAAAGCAUUCGUGUCGUGUUCGCGAACCGUGUUCCCGACGGUAAGGAAAAGCUCCAGAACGAGAUCACCCUGCCAGAGCCACGCUUUACUUCGUACAAACCCAUCCGCGUCAUGCAUCCGCCGAUGAGCGCUGGUACCGGUCCGGGGGCCAACCUCGCGGCAGAGAAGGCGUUCCGGCGGAGGAGUUCAGGCUUCUACUUCGGUGCCUCCAGCCAGGCAUUUGAUGCUACGGAUGGGCUGGGAUCUGAAACUACCACUUCCCAGCAGCCAUUCUCGUUUAGUUUCAGUGGCGCUCAAAACCCGGUUGAUGUCAUCCCUCUCCGCCUCCCACAGAGGCAACGGUCUACCGAGUUUGGGUCGGGUCGGGCUCUCGUUCAAGCUGAUAUCUGGUCUCCGAGCUCCUCACAACUAAGCCGCCCGACGACCCAAGCCUCCAGCAAUCUGUCCAGCCUCGUGGGCCAGGACAGUCAAUUUGACAGGUACGACAAGCUAAGCAAAGGUGAUGCGGGCUAUGGCGGCAAUGCCUUCUCGAGCCUGAUCAAUGGCAGCCCGGGAACAGCCGAGGGCCUUCUGUCCCAGAGACUCCGAACUCUCGGUGUCGAGAGCCAGAGAACGCCCGAGUCGGACCAGAUGCAGGAGUAG